AGACCAUCACCGCACGCAUUUAAGCAGACUAGUGCAAACAAACCGCAGUUGAUUCCGCAGCGAGUACGCGUGCUUCAAGACACUGCAGAGAAGGACAAGCAUGUCCGAUUCUCUGGAACCGCCGGCCAAAAGGGCCCGGUUGGAGGCGGACGCUCCCAUCCAUGGCGCAUCUGCGACUGCGCUGGACGCGCCAGGAUCGCCCGUCGAUGACAUGGACGACGAUUUCUACGAUACUACACCCGUCAAACCCGCAGCGCUUGCUGCUGUAGACGGCACGACUUCGUGGUUUGCUGCGGCUGCUACGGCACCAGCCAACUUUCACCUCCCUGGGCUCGGCUCUGUGAGCGAGACCCCGGCCACGCAGCCAACGUCACAGACUGGCACAAACACUCAUGAAGACGAGGCGCCCGAAGACGGCGAGCUCUCAGACGAAGAGGCUUUCUAUAAUGACGGGAGCGCAGUUGAACACCCUGUGGCCAAUCAGGAGCAGGCCCUGGGCGGGUCUCUACAGCACGGUAAGCUGUCGCGCCCGAAGCUGCAUGCCGUGUCCCUGACCUCUGUGAAAGAAGACGCUGCCGCUCUCGAGAACCCUGCACCCGCUUCCGACGACGGUGAGCUCGACGCGGCGCUCACUGCAGCCAUAGACCUCCAAAACAAUGCAGAAGAUGCUACUGAAGAUGCGUCGGUUGCUGCAGGCAGCGGUACCGCAGCGAUCAAUAGCAAGGCCGACUUCUUGCGCGCAGCAGAAGCGAACAAAGACAACAAGGACGCCGAGUGGCAGUUGGACUCGGACGCCUCAGACUCAGACGCCUCUUCAGACUCUUCUAGCUCCAAUGGCAGCUCCGACGAAGAGGGCUCGGAUGAGGGCGAGCUGCUGGAUCCCGAGGAGCAGGUUCGCCUACUCAUGGCCGAAGCGGCCGAUGAGCCAGGUGCCACCGGUAAAGCCAAGGUCAAGACGUUGAAUGAAGUCGAAGAGCAGUACGAGAAGCCUGACAUCACAGUGACCGAAGAGACCAAAAUUACGGAGCUCGGCAAGGUGGAGUCGGUAGUCGAGAACCUUCUCUUGAUCAAGGCCAAGGUAUCUGGAGACUACCAAGUGCUUGAAUCUGGGUCUGCGCUCUGCCUGCAGAACCGCACAAUCGUCGGCAAGGUUUCGGAGCAGAUUGGGCGCGUCGAAGAGCCUAGGUACGCUGUAGGCUUCAAUGACCCUUCUGAAAUAGAGACUCUAGGUAUCGCCAAAGACACGCUAAUCUACUACGUCGACGAGCAUUCGACCUUUGUUUUCACCGAGCCACUACGUGCGCAGAAGCACACCGACGCCUCGAACCUUCACGAUGAAGAGACCAACGACGUCGAGUUUUCGGAUGACGAAAAAGAGGCCGAGUUCAAGCGCGAACAGAAAGCCAAGAAGCGGGCGCGGACAGAAGGGAACGAUGAGCUACCAAGCGUUCCGAUACCGACAGGACCCCGAGGCCAUGUCGACGCACCAAUGGUUUACCAGUCCAGGGCGUAUCAAGGCGGCGGUCUCAAGUAUAGCGAUGACGAAGACGAGGAUCUUGGCAUGUACAAACCGCUCGCAAGACCAGACCACUUUGAACAGAUUGUAGGGCAGGGUGCUCCCAUCGAAGACCGCAGCCACGUACGAAGAGGCAUGAUGCGUGGGAGGGGUGCCUGGGGCGAUCGAGGCCGUGGCUUCCGCGGAAGAGGAGGCUUUGGGGGCCGUGGAGACUUUGGGGGCGGCCGUGGCGAUAGAGGAGGGUAUGGUGGCGGUCGAGGUGAUCGAGGUGGCUUUGCCCAGCGAGGCGACCGAGGCGGGUAUGGUAACAAUCGAGGCGACAGGGGAGGCGGCGAUAGGGGUGUGCGUGUGUUCAAGGGUCAGUCUGACCGUGGUGGAAGGCACCAGGACCAGUUUCAUGAUCGCCAGCAAGAUGUUCGCCCGAGGAACGGACCUCAUUACGACAGUCGAUCUGCCACGUCUGCAUCGCCUGCUCGACAACAGCAAGAGCGCGGCCACUCUCAGUCGCAUCAGUCUCAACAACCACAACAAUCACCGCCCAAGGCUGGGAAGAACAAGAAUCGAAAGCAGCGACAGCGAGAGAAGAGGGAGCGCGAGCGCGAGCAGCAGCAACAACAACAACAACAACAAACACAGGGGCAGAAGCAACAGCAUGCUUCCCCGACGCCUUCUGCGCCGUCUGCCAUGUCCAACGCCAGUGCUUAUGCGAACAAUAGCAGUGCCGGUUGGCCAGCGCCCUACUCGGCCCCAGCACAGCCAGCAGCUACUUAUACACAAGCUCCACCUCCGCCGCCACCUGCAGUGGCAGCUGCUUACGCAAAUCCGGCAGCUUAUGCACCACAACCCCCAGUACAAGGCCAGCAAAACCAGCAGGCAAAUUUGGCAGCAUGGGCGCAAUGGUUCCAAGUGGUGGGAGCGAUGAGCCAGCAGCAAACGCCGCAAGCACCUGUUCAAGCUCAAGCUCCAGCACCACCUCCCCCUCCGCCGCCGCAACUCCAAGCGCAAUAUGCGUAUCCGUAUCAGCAGUACCCACAAAACGCUGCACCACCACCAGCCCACCCACAUCAGCAGCAGCAACCCAAUACUCAAGCUGGAGCGCAGAGCCUCCAAGACAUCCUACGAGCCUUGGGAGGAGGUGGUUCGGGUUAGAGGGUGGAUCGACGGUCGCUGUAUGACCAUGUCAGGGACAAACGGGUUCGAUGAGACGUGGGGGGUUCAUUCUUAGGCGCAUCUUCUCGUUUCUAUUUUCCAAAUUUGUGGAAACAUGUCGGGGAGGCCGAGUCCCGAAGAUGAGGAUGUGUGUAGAGUCGAAAGCGGUCCAAUGUAUAAUUACUCUGUUGUUGUAGAGCAUGUUUGUGGUUGAGGUUCGUGAUUGGUAGUUUGGCAGCAUGUGCAAGCCUACCUAGGUACGAGGGGGUGAUGCGCUAGCCUAUAGCAGUAAUUGUACGCAGAGAUGGUCAAUAGUGUCAGAUGUGAAGUGCCCAUCUUUGGUCAUCAGAAACAGAAGAGAAACGGCAUGUCGCAAUUGGGCCUUCUCUCAGGGCGGGUCAAGCUGAAAGCGUGUUGAAUGAAAGGCGGGGUGGGGUGAAAGGACUGGAUUCUUCCUUAGCACCACAGACAGGACUAGCACUCUGAGACGAGACGACA
Cucurbitaria berberidis CBS 394.84 is the source of this 3163-nucleotide messenger RNA. Its product is annotated as NAF1-domain-containing protein. The transcript has a single exon. The record is from RefSeq and is a predicted model, not a curated record. Gene Ontology annotation, molecular function: RNA binding. Gene Ontology annotation, biological process: box H/ACA snoRNP assembly; pseudouridine synthesis; ribosome biogenesis. Lineage: Eukaryota; Fungi; Ascomycota; Dothideomycetes; Pleosporales; Cucurbitariaceae. Gene Ontology annotation, cellular component: sno(s)RNA-containing ribonucleoprotein complex. Bases 101 to 2665 code for a protein of 854 amino acids.